GAUAUAGAAAUUUUAUGUGAAGAUGAAAAGAAAUUACAUGGUUGUAGAGCAAUUUUAGCUGCAAGGUCCGAAGUAUUUGAUAGAUUACUUUAUAAUGGAAUGAAGGAAAGUUAUGAAACCAAAAUUUCUUUUCCAAAGAUUAAUUCUGCCGGAAUGGAAAUUAUAUUAAAAUAUGUUUAUACAGGAUCAAUUAAAAAAGAAUACUUAACAAAAGAUAAUAUAAUCGAGGCAUUUUACGCCGCAGACUAUUUUCAAUUACCAGACCUUCAGGAUUUUAUUAUAAAAGUUAUCAAAAAUUCGUUAGAAAAAAAUCAUUCAGAAAAUUUUUUACCAGAAUUAUUAUCUAAAUUUGUGGGUGAAAUACUAUUACUAGAAGAUAACAUUCUUCUAAAUUUAUUGGUUGAAAUGGUAGCUAAUAUUUCAUUAAAUACAAUUGAAUUUGGUCGAUUGUCUAUUGCAGGUCUUCAAUAUCUUUUAUCAUGUACGUAUGAAAAAGAAACCCUCUUUGCAACUCCAGAAUAUGAAGCUUUUCGAUAUUGUGCUAUUCUUGCAGCAAAACAAGUUUCUAAUGAUGCUCAUAAAACUCUUAUGGAACGGUUACCAACCCUUGAACAAUUAGAACAAUUAGGAAACUCUGUACAAGUAGAAAAUAAUUUAUUUACUGAUCAUCAAAAAGUUGCUAAAGAAUUGGAACCUUUAGUUGAAUUUAUUGAUUUUAGACUAAUUCAAGGUCAAGUAUUAGUUGAUAUCAUUGAGCCACUAAAAAUUGUUCCGGAUAAAAUUAUUCUAAAUGCAUAUCGAUAUAAUACAAAAUUAAUUAAUUCCGGCAAAAAUUAUACUCGAGGAGUACCCAUAUCAAGUUGUUCCAAUUGUGUUUGGGAUGAGUUAGCAUGUGGAUCAAAUCUUAUCAUUGAGGAUAAUGGAAAAGUUGUAUAUGCACCAAAUUGGCUUAAUUCAUAUGAAAGUGUUAGAGCUAAUACGAUUUUAGAAAAUAAAAUUGUUUUUGAAUGGGAUAUUAUUUUUGAGAAAACCUGUACAAGCAUUUGUGUUGGAGUAUGUGCAUCAGAAAAUUUUAAUUAUGAAGAACAUGCAAAAGAUCAACCUACUGGAUGGGUAUUAGGUCGUGGUGGUCAUUGUGCUAAUUUUGAAAGUUGGAUUACUUAUUGUCCGCCAUUUGAUGAUGGCACCAAAGUUACUGUUCACUUAGAUAUGAACAAAAAAACUUGCGCUUUUACAGUCGAUGGUACAAAAUAUCCGGAAGUAUCAGGUUGGAAUAAUUUACCAUCAAAGCUUUAUCCAGUGGUAUCAUUAAAAUACCCUGGUCGGCUUCGAAUUCAGUCACAUCAGAAAAGAGUUUGAUCGUAAAAAUCUAUUGAUAUUAUUUUACAACUAUAAAUUAAACAUUUCAAUUCAUGAUUCAAAUUAUUAAUAUAAUGAGAAAUUUUUAAAAAUUUUAAUUUACCAAAAUAAACUACGAAACACAGUUGGUUAGGAUGCUCAAUUAUCCAUGUUUUAUUUUUUUAACAUCAAAAUGUAAGAUAUUAAUCAUUUUCUU
Messenger RNA from Rhizophagus irregularis DAOM 181602=DAOM 197198, 1555 nucleotides. RefSeq lists its product as uncharacterized. Gene Ontology annotation, molecular function: protein binding. The record is from RefSeq and is a predicted model, not a curated record. NCBI's taxonomy places the organism in Eukaryota, Fungi, Glomeromycota, Glomeromycetes, Glomerales, Glomeraceae.